Molecule: messenger RNA, 1595 nt
Organism: Lacerta agilis (Sand lizard)
Lineage: Eukaryota; Metazoa; Chordata; Lepidosauria; Squamata; Lacertidae
Gene: RENBP
Product: renin binding protein
Exons: 11
Coding region: 61-1278 (405 amino acids)
Biological process (GO): carbohydrate metabolic process; N-acetylglucosamine metabolic process; N-acetylmannosamine metabolic process
Molecular function (GO): peptidase inhibitor activity; N-acylglucosamine 2-epimerase activity
Source: RefSeq, a predicted model, not a curated record
ACCAGCAGUUCCCUACUUAGAUCUAAAACUUCUGGAUCACCGCUGGAAAAAGCAUCGAGGAUGGAUUUGCCGUCGCUGUUGAGCUGGCAUGGACGCAUCUCCCGAGAGCUGGACGCCGUGGUGGAUUUCUGGCUUCACCAUUCGCAUGACGAAGAAUACGGGGGGUUCUUUACAUGUCUGGGCCAGGAUGGGAAAGUUUAUGAUGACUUGAAAUAUGUUUGGCUGCAAGGCCGGCAGGUGUGGAUGUACAGUCGGCUGUAUCGAAAAGUACCGAGAUUCCGGCGCCCUGAAAUCCUGCAGGCAGCCCGAGCAGGUGGGGAGUUCCUGUUAGAGCAUGCGCGAGUGGCCCCACCUUCACAGAAGUGUGCCUUUGUCCUGACUCGUGAUGGGCGCCCUGUGAAAAUCCAGCGCACCAUUUUCAGCGAGUGUUUCUAUGUCCUUGGGCUGGACGAACUUGGACGAGCAACUGGGGAACCUCGUUACCAGAGGGAAGCCCUGGCAAUGAUGGAGGCCAUUGUACACUGGGUGAGGGAGGAUCCCUCUGAGCUGGGACGCCCACUGCUGGCGGGGGCAAUCCCACACGACUCCAUGGCUGUUCCCAUGAUGCUCCUCAACCUGGUGGACCAGUUGUCAGAAGGAGAUGCAGACGCUGCGAGCCAGUUCAGUGAGCUGGGAGACUGGUCUGCUCAGCGAAUCCUCAUGCAUGUGCAGAGGGAUGGUGCUGCUGUGUUGGAGAACGUUUCUGAAGAGGGCAAGGAGUUGCCAGGGUGUUUGGGAAGACAACAGAAUCCUGGCCAUGCAAUUGAAGCGGGCUGGUUCCUGCUCCGCUAUGCGCAGCGCCAGCAGGACUCGGGCCUCGUGGCCCAGGCUGUGGAGAAGUUCAUGAAGGAGCCAUUCCGUUUGGGCUGGGACCCUGAACAUGGUGGACUCUUUGCCUUCCAGGAUGUGGACGGCCUCUGCCCAACACAGUUAGAGUGGAAAAUGAAGCUUUGGUGGCCACACACAGAAGCCAUAAUUGCAUUCCUGAUGGGCUUUGCUGAGACUCGAGACCAAGAGCUCCUGGAACACUUUGUCCAAGUGGCUAAAUAUGCCUUUGCCAAGUUCAGUGACCCACAGGCAGGUGAAUGGUUUGGCUACCUGACCCAGGAGGGCAAGGUGGCUCUCACAAUCAAAGGAGGGCCAUUCAAAGGCUGUUUCCAUGUCCCCCGCGCACUCUAUAUCUGUGAAGAAAUUCUGGAAUCGCUCAUAAGGGAGACUGAAUUGACCAGCCAGGGAUGAAACACUCCACUAACUCUUGUAUUAAGUGAAGGGAUGGGUGCGCUCUGUUUUCUGCCUGGGACAAAUCUUAAUUCCAGCCACAUUCUUCUCCACCCAUGGUAGAAACGGAAGAACCCCUUUUCAGCCACUUCUCACUCCCAGUUCCAAUGGCUAUUUUACACUCCUGGGCGACCUUGAUUUUGCAGAACACCAUCGUGAACAAACUUGCUACGGAUCCCAGGCUGUGCUCUCUUACAGGAGGAGAUAGACUGUUAACCGCUGGUCACAUCCAGACCAUACCUUUAAAACAUUUUAAAGGACUCAUACCACUUUUAACA